AUGGAGAAAACUUCCCUCAAGCUUGUAUUCUUGUUCUCCCUCACAAUCAUAGUACUUUGUUCUUCUUUGAGUGAUGCAAGAGAGAUGGCCAAAGAAGAAGUGAACUGCCUCGGCGGAUGUCCUGAUGGAGCGAAGAACUGUAACUGCAUGCCAACACCUACAAUGGACAGUCAUGAGACCAAUGCAUCUUGCCGAAGAGACAGCGAAUGCAUCAAGUUCUGUCCUAAGGGCUGCAAGAUUGUUAACUGUAAUUUUGGAACCUGUUUCUGUGAGUGUUAA
Molecule: messenger RNA, 279 nt
Organism: Microthlaspi erraticum
Lineage: Eukaryota; Viridiplantae; Streptophyta; Magnoliopsida; Brassicales; Brassicaceae
Source: the annotation of a GenBank genome assembly